CGUUUUCCACUUCCUUCAGUCUGCGUUAGCGUGACUCAUCGACACCUAUCCUCAUAGUAUCCUCCCUCCCCCCUUUCCCUUGCGGCCUCCAUUUCCAACCUGCCCAUGCUCCAGACCUUCCGGAUAAGCUUCGCCGUUAUCGAUCAUUUUACGCCCUUAUAUCUAGGGAAUGAAUACGCAACCACUGGUGUUCUUUGCCUCGGUGCACAUGGCGCCGCCCACGCCGCAUUUGAUAUAGUAUCGUCAUAUAUCCACCGAGCCCCGUAUUCCAUAUAUAGUCGUUGAAGAUGCGGGACCCCAAGGUGAGAGUACCGGCGGGCAUUUGGUGCCUGGUAUAUCUAGCCGAACUUGUGAUCAAAAGUUGCAAGGAGCUUCGCAUGGAAACAUUUAUGCAGACGGGAAAGAUUGCCGGUUCAAGAGAUUGGAGAGUGCUUACCGCAUCGACGCUGCCAUUCACAUAAGAGACUAUUAUGCAUAGCUCUUUCAAGACCUUCCUUUCUCGUCCCCCACAUCUGCUAUGACUCUUUUAUUCCAGUUUCUCACCUUGCUUCUCCCCAUACUGGCAGGAGCCAUUCCUGCAUACAGGCCUGCCACCCUCGAGUCUUUCCAACUACGAGAUCAAAGCAGCUGGGCCGUUGCCAGUCAGCAACCUGACUUCUCUGGUGAUGUCACACAGUGCAAGGGCUACGCCAUUAAUUCUGAUUCAGUCAGGCAAACAUCCACAGGUGGAAUCUCUGCUCAGCUCGACUUAAUUACCUACUGUUCCGCGUAUGGCACAGACAUUCCAUCUCUUACCCUUUCCGUUGAGUACGAGACUUCAUCGCGACUACAUGUCCACAUCUAUGACACUCCUGUCAAGCAAUUCCAGAUUGAUGACAACAUCUUACCUCGCCCGAAACGAACCCUCUUUGGGACAGAUAGUGCUGACAAAUCGGAUCUCAAGUUCGACUACGAGAACAGUCCUUUUGCUUUCUGGGUCACUCGGAAGUCAGAUGGCGAGAUCUUAUUCGAUACCAGAAAGGAUGGUAUCCCCAUUCAUGAAGACCCUUCAGACAUCUUGGGGUCUCCUAGCAACUACACAGUUAUGCCUGCUCAUCCGCUCGUCUUUGAGGAUCAAUACCUGCAGUUGAGCUCCAAAUUGCCUGUCGGAGCGAACAUCUACGGCUUGGGCGAAGCUGUUUCCGGGAGUGGCUACCGCAGAAACUCGAGCUCCACCGUGCAGACAAUGUGGGCAAGAGAUAUCGCUGACCCUGUCGAUGAAAACCUUUACGGUACUCAUCCCUUCUACAUGGAGGUAAGGUAUAACGAAACCUCCUGCACUCUUGCUUCACAUGGCGUAUUCCUGCGAAACUCGAAUGGUAUGGACGUUGUCCUCCGAGAUGGUGCUAUUCAAUACCGAGUCAUUGGUGGUACACUCGAUCUCUACUUCGUUUCCGGUCCAAGCCCCAACGAUGUAACCGAACAAUACGUAUCCACCGUCGGCCUUCCGCAAUCCAUGCCUGAAUGGUCCUUUGGAUUCCAUCUUUGUCGAUGGGGUUAUACUUCCGCCAACGACACUCUCUCAGUUGUCAAUAGGAUGAGAGACGCUGGGAUUCCUUUGGAGACACAAUGGAAUGACAUCGACUGGAUGAGGAGCUACAGAGAAUUCCAAUUUGACCAGAACUAUGGAGAGGUCGAUUACCGAAACCUAGUGGAGACUCUUCACUCUCGCAACCAGCACUACAUUCCCAUAUUCGACGCGGCUAUCGGUCAUCCGCUCAAUGCUACGGAUAGGUUCGAUGUAUAUGACAAGGGUCACGAACUUGGAGUUUGGAUGAGAAACCCUGAUGGUACUGAGUACGUCGGUGCCGUCUGGCCAACUUUCGCCGUCUUCCCAGACUGGUUCCACCCCAAGAUGCAGGAGGUUUGGACAGAGGCCUUCUACAAUUACUCCCAGAUUGUCGAUUUUGACGGUAUCUGGCUUGAUAUGAAUGAACCGUCAUCUUUCGUCGACGGUUCUGCCAGCAACUCUACAAUGUCUUUGGAGAAUACUACAGUCAUUCCUCCCGAUUAUUCUACCGUCGCAUUCCCUACUGACUGGCCUGAGGGUUAUUCAAAUGUGACUGGCAUCAGCGGUAACGUCACUGUAGAUGGCGCCCUCACUUACGGUGCAGAUGGCGACGCCGCUAAGAACACCGCUCUUCGUCGUUCCCUCAUCGGUCGAGACGAUGUUCUCACCAUUCCUUACGUUGACGUCCCUCCCUACCCUAUCAACAACGGUUACGGGAGAUUAUCCGCCAAGACAGUCAGCCCUAACGCUACCCAUUAUGGAGGUCUUCAAGAAUACAGUGUUCAUAAUCUUUGGGGUUCCAUGGAAGAGGAUGCUACGAACAACAUGUUCUUAGCCUUAAAGCCUGGGAAGAGGCCAUUCAUGGUUUCUCGAUCUACGUUUGCCGGCAGUGGUCGAAAGACCGCUCAUUGGCUCGGUGACAACUUCUCCACUUUUGCCUAUAUGAAGAGGUCUAUCCAAGGCGUCUUACAGUUCAACUUGUUCGGUAUCCCCAUGGUUGGCCCUGACGUCUGUGGCUUUAAUGGCAACACGGAUGAAGAGCUUUGUAACCGAUGGAUGCAACUUGGUGCUUUCUUCCCAUUUUUCAGGAACCACAACAUCAAAUCUGCAAUUAGCCAAGAGCCUUAUGUUUGGGACUCUGUCCGUGAUGCCAGUAUCAAGGCCAUCAACGCAAGGUAUCAGAUGUUGCCUUACUGGUCCACAUUAUUCGCCAAGUCCUCUCUUGCCGGAACUCCUGCCGUUAUUCCCCUCUUCCAUGAGUUCCCCUCCCCCAGUUACCUUGACAACGACUACCAGUUCCUCAUUGGUCCCUCUGUACUUGUCACUCCAGUACUUCAACCUAACGAGUCAACUGUAGUUGGCCAAUUCCCCACCAUGAAUGAUGUUUUCUGGGUUGAUUGGUGGACUCACUGUAAACUUGACACUUCUUCCGGCGAAGAUGUUACUCUCGAUUUGCCUCUCGGAAACAUAGGUGUGCACGUCAGGAGUGGUAGUGCUUUGUUGCUCUACGACGAGCCUGGUUAUACUGUCAAGGAGACAAAAGAUAAUGGUUACGCUAUACUGGUCGUGCUUGACGGCAAAGGUUACGCGGAAGGCGAUGCCAAAAUUGAUGAUGGUGAAAGUUUGCCUGUCACCGAACAGACUUGCCUCACAUUUAAAUCCACUGAUUCCUGCAAACUCUCUUCCACAGCUGUCGGCAGCUACACCAUUGCUGGCAAGCUCAAGACUAUUACCAUUGUUGGUGUUUGGACUGAACCUUCCGAAGUCACCCUCAACGGUAGCAAGGUCCAAGAUAGCCAGGUUGAGUAUGACAAGAGCUUAGGCAGAAUCAAAAUUACCGGUCUUGUUCAGGACCUCAAUUCUGCCUGGGAGCUUAUGUGGUAAAGGACAAUAUUUUCAAAAAGCAGACUUGUUAAUGGACGAAACAAACGGACUUAUAAUAUCUAGCGCUGCGCUGCCAUAUUUGUGUUCCGCAAAAUAUAGUAAUUGUAAAUGAUAUAGUGAAUCGCCAACAUGUAUUCAAUCAAAACUUCUACCGAAUCCAGCAGUAUAAAAUCGAAUAUGUAGAUGAGCGGUAAUGCUCAAGACAGUCCCUAGAACAGCAAUUCCGU
Molecule: messenger RNA, 3660 nt
Organism: Cryptococcus deneoformans JEC21
Lineage: Eukaryota; Fungi; Basidiomycota; Tremellomycetes; Tremellales; Cryptococcaceae
Product: alpha-glucosidase precursor, putative
Exons: 23
Coding region: 518-3433 (971 amino acids)
Biological process (GO): carbohydrate metabolic process
Molecular function (GO): carbohydrate binding; hydrolase activity, hydrolyzing O-glycosyl compounds
Source: RefSeq, a predicted model, not a curated record